AUGAAAGUUCAGAAGACACAGCCCGGUGCAAUUUUGUUUAUUUCUCAGUGUUUGGUCCUCCUGCUACUGGGGCUUUGCGAAGCUCGGUCGAAAGCAUCACGUGGAGUGGUAGUUCCUUUUGUUUUCGAUCCUAAAGCGAAGUGCGACCCUCCUUGUCAACAUGUGGGGCUAUGUAUCAGGAACAACACCUGCUUUUGUUCCAAAGGAUACGAGGGCGAUCUCUGCCAGUAUGUAACUUGUUAUCCCAAGUGCAAGAACGGCGGAGAGUGUCUCCGCCCUGGGAAGUGCCGAUGUCCACCUGGAGUUAGAGGAAGAUACUGCCACAAAGCUACUUGUGAUGGCGGCUGUCUCAAUGGUGGAGAGUGCAUCUCUGUAAACAGUGUUGUGAAGUGUCUCUGUUCCUCAGGCUGGAUGGGAUCAAGAUGCCAGGAAGCAAUCUGUCCCCAGGGAUGUCGGAAUGGUGGAAGCUGUUUGGCACCAGGUAUCUGUAAUUGUCAAGAUGGAUGGGUUGGUGGUGCCUGCCAUUUAGCGGUUUGUGACAUCCCUUGUGUACAUGGCGGGAAAUGCAUUGCGCCUAAUGUGUGCCGAUGUCGUGGAUCCUACACUGGUCCUCAAUGCAAACAAAAGAAAAAUGAAUGA
Molecule: messenger RNA, 639 nt
Organism: Carcharodon carcharias (great white shark)
Lineage: Eukaryota; Metazoa; Chordata; Chondrichthyes; Lamniformes; Lamnidae
Gene: seraf
Product: von Willebrand factor D and EGF domains
Exons: 5
Coding region: 1-639 (212 amino acids)
Source: RefSeq, a predicted model, not a curated record